Molecule: messenger RNA, 1516 nt
Organism: Ilyonectria robusta
Lineage: Eukaryota; Fungi; Ascomycota; Sordariomycetes; Hypocreales; Nectriaceae
Exons: 1
Coding region: 75-584 (169 amino acids)
Source: RefSeq, a predicted model, not a curated record
GACGGAUCGGUGGGGAGUUGGCAGGCACGGCACACCAUACCGGCGCGAUCAGUAGCGGUAAUUGGUCUGGAGCCAUGGAGGAGCUACGGAAGUGUUCCUGCCUGGCCAGUGGCGAUCGGGGCGCGGCCGGGGUAGCCAGUGCGCAUUGCACCUACCCGACCUUUGGAGACCGCUUUGAUUUUCAUCCCUCAAACUGCCACCUUGUCGCUUGCCCAAGCUAUGCACUAGAAUCGCUCCUGCACCAAUGCACCUCUCCGCUGAGCCAUGGACGCCUCAGGCCCACGCAUCUGUCCUUUCCACCCUUCCACCACUACCUCCAGAUACGAACAAUCCACCCUAGACACCAACUCCGAAACGCACUCUGGUGGUGUCGCUGGUUGUUUAAACCCGGUUCCAUCCCAUCCUCGUCAAUGGCGUUGGCUUCUUUGCCCUUUUUCCAUCCUUCUUUUUUGCACUCCCCAUGCAAUUUAAAAUCGGCCGACCAUCAGCGAUCGCCGGGGGCUAGUCCAUACCCCCAUGCUGCGGCUUGGAACGAGAGAUUUGAAAACGGCCCGGCCCAUGGAAUUCCGCCCAAUCCCUGCUAAUUAUGAGAGAGACACCACUAGCCACGACCCGCACCUCGUCCCCAGGGAUUGCGGAUGGAACCUGAGAUUCCAUCACUCGCCGCCCGAGACAUUGCGCUCUGACACAGGGUUGGGUUUGGCGGGGGGUGGAUCAAGAGGAACGGAUAAACGAGCGGCCAUUGCAAGCCUCCAGGUCCAACAGAAUUAGAAACACGACCCAGGAUGUGCUGUGUGGCAAAAGCAACGGGUGCUGUGUACGCCAAAGACACCCAUGCUCUCUGGCGCAAGGAGGGAAGGUGGCUGCGGACGACGACCAACACAUCCUUGGCGUCAGAAACGACAAACAUGCCAGCAGCUAGCAGUCACUAACGGAGGCCCUGAGAAGAUUGAAAGACAUUCAACGCGCUGGCAGGGUUGCUUCCGACACGACCAUCUCAACCAACAUAGUUGGGCUCGGUGCUAGGCUUGGGCACAUUUGCCAAUCGACCGCCACAUACGAUAUCGUGGGACAAGGCAGAGGGGCUCUGCAGACUGGGUACUGGGUACGCAGCCUCAGCUCACACCGACACUUUUUGCCUCCGCCAAGUUGGACGCUAUGCCGACCCGAGACCUCGGGGCUGGCUCCAGAGUUGGCGCCAUGCUGAACCAAACCGGCCACGCUUCAUUGUGACAGUCUCGACCAGACGCCCUUGAUUGGGCUGCCCCAGACAAGGCCCGGUCCGCCAAUCGCACACGUCCGCUUUCGAUCACGUGAACAGACUCUCAUGCGGAAGAUCCAUGCAAGUCGGGUAGGCUGCAUCUGUCCCGCGACGGGCCCGAUUUUCUCGGGUGCCAUGGGCUUUUGGACAGGCCGUCAUCCCCAAUGAGCCACGGGACGCCAUCACGGACCUCCUGUACUUGGCGACUCCCAAGCCCAGCUCAGCCCUCUCGUACCGGGCCGGGGAUCGAUGGAC